Molecule: messenger RNA, 1515 nt
Organism: Panonychus citri (citrus red mite)
Lineage: Eukaryota; Metazoa; Arthropoda; Arachnida; Trombidiformes; Tetranychidae
Product: UDP-N-acetylglucosamine transporter-like
Exons: 3
Coding region: 77-1033 (318 amino acids)
Biological process (GO): pyrimidine nucleotide-sugar transmembrane transport
Cellular component (GO): Golgi membrane
Molecular function (GO): UDP-galactose transmembrane transporter activity
Source: RefSeq, a predicted model, not a curated record
CUUUUGGGUUUUGUUGUGAUGAAAAUUUCAUUUCAAUGUUUAGUUAAUUUGAUUAGUUUGAUUUAAAUAGUUGAGAAUGUCAACUAAAUCUAAUAAAAGAUUAAAAUUUGGAUUAUUGUUGAUCCUUGUUCUUCAAACAACGGGAUGUGUUCUUCUAUUAAGAUAUUCAAGACACCGGACAAAAGAUUCAUCCAAAAAUUACCUUGUAUCAACAACCGUUGUCUCAUCUGAGAUAAUUAAAGUGUUAACAAGUUUAAUUGUUUUAUUAGCUCAAACAGGAAGCCUGAUGUCAUGUAUGAGAUUGCUUUACAAAGAAAUGAUUCUUAAUCGCCAGGAAUCCUUAAAAUCUGCUGUACCGGCUUUAUCUUACACAGUACAAAAUAAUUUACUCUUCGUGGCAUUGUCUCACCUUGAUUCAGUUACUUAUCAAGUAACUUAUCAGCUGAAAAUUCUGGUGACAGCAAUUUUCUCAGUUUUGAUGUUGAACAAACGUCUCUCUUUACUCCAAUGGGUGUCACUGAUCAUGUUAAUGGCUGGAGUUGUGGCAAUACAGUUACACGAUCCAUCAGCACAAACGAAAUCAUCUGAACGUCAAAAUGAUCUUAUCGGGUUAAUCUGUGUUCUAAUUUCGUGUUUUCUAAGUGGAUUUACUGGUGUUUAUUUUGAGAAAAUUUUAAAAAAAGGAGAUCAAAGUUUAUGGAUUCGAAAUUUCCAGUUAUCUUUUAUCAGUUCAAUUAUCGCCUUGAUUAACGCACUUGUUCAAGAUCAUUCAACAAUUAGUUCACUUGGUUUCUUUCAUGGUUAUGAUUAUCUCACUUGGACUGUUAUCUCAAUUCAUGCAUUCGGUGGUUUUAUCGUUGCAUUUGUAAUGAAAUACGCGGACAAUAUUCUCAAAGGUUUUGCCACUUCCAUUUCAAUUGUCAUUUCGACAUUGAUUUCGUUUUAUUUAUUAGACGAUUUCACACCUCAACCUUAUUUCAUCUAUGGUGCACCCAUGGUAUUAGCCGCUGUUAUCCUUUAUGGUUAUAAAUGAUUCGUUGUUAACAAUUUGAUCAAUUCUGAAACUUCUAAACCAAUUCCAACGUAAUUCCAGCAACAACAAAAAAUGAUCAACCACUUCCCUGAUUCUGUGUAACUUUUACAAUUGAUUAAUUUAUUUAUUUAUUUUGUCAAGAAAUUUCAUUUUUUCAAAUUGGACUUUGAUCAUGUAUACAAAUGAAAACAACAAUCAACUGAUUGAUUGACAUUCGUGAUCAGAAAGGCAGCUCAAAAUACCCAACAACUUAAUGGUAAUUUUUAAAAUGUUUCUAGUCUCAUUGAGUAAAUACAAACUUCAGAUAAUCAUUUAAACAAAAAAAAUUUUUUCGCUACAAUAAAGUGAUACGAGUUAAUUGUAAAUAUAUAAUUACUGACAGAAAUCCCAAUCAAAUACAAAGAUGCCAAUGUGACCAAAUUAAACAACAUCAAUAUUUGUAUCAACAAAUAAACUAAUGAUCAAAUUUUUGCACAACCAAA